AUGGAUGGAAGGUCUUCAACUUCAACUUCUUGCUCUUCAUCUGUGAGAAAAGAUUCAAAAGGUCACGAUAAAGCUAUAGAGUUUGCUUGCAGUACUUGUUUAUUCUGUGUUUCUUGCCCUCUUUCUAUCGUUUCGUGUUGCAUCAAGCUGCCUUGUAAGAUUGGAUGUAAAGCUGCUGGGCAAGCAAAGAAGCGCUUUACUUGUUGCAGUCCUCGUGGAUCAGUGAAGAAAAUCUAUGCAUCAUAUUCAUCAUUUUCGGACAUGGAUGAUUCUAAUAGUCUGCCAAGUAAAGUAGUACCUGAAACUGGCGCCUUAGACCAACUCGGCCAUCUUGACAUUGAUGAUUCCACAUUAGAAUUAUCUAGAAUUAAGCUGAAGCUACCUGCAGCUAGGCGCCUGCAAAAAGCUGGAGUUUUCUAG
Messenger RNA from Dovyalis caffra, 420 nucleotides. The record is from the annotation of a GenBank genome assembly. NCBI's taxonomy places the organism in Eukaryota, Viridiplantae, Streptophyta, Magnoliopsida, Malpighiales, Salicaceae.